Molecule: messenger RNA, 1614 nt
Organism: Prunus armeniaca (apricot)
Lineage: Eukaryota; Viridiplantae; Streptophyta; Magnoliopsida; Rosales; Rosaceae
Source: the annotation of a GenBank genome assembly
AUGACUGCUUCAGCAAUAGCCAUCAUCCUCCUCUUUCUUACCUUCCUCUGGUCUCUCAUCCAGAGGCCGAGACACCGAAAACUGCCUCCUGGUCCUUGGGCGCUGCCAGUUAUGGGUAAUCUCCAUAUGCUAGGCAACCUCCCACACCGCAGCCUCCGAGACCUGGCCAAAAAAUAUGGACCCAUAAUGUCCAUGCGUCUAGGCACCAAUACCACCAUAGUGGUCUCAUCCCCUGAAGCUGCGGAGCUAUUAUUGAAACCCAUGACACCAUUUUUGCCAGCCGCCCCAAAGAAGUUGUGCACGCUGCAGCUUCUUUGUCCAUCAAAGAUUGAGGCUUUUGCUCCAUUGAGGAGGGAAGAGGUGGGUUUGUUGGUUGAGUCGCUGAAGAAAGCCGCAGCGGAGGGUCAAGUUGUGGAUCUUAACGAGAAGGUUGGUGAGCAUGAAUCCAUUGAGGGCAUAACGUGUAGGAUGGUGUUGGGGAGCAAAAAUGAUGAUACGUUUGAUGUGAAGGGAAUUAUUAAGGAGAUCAUGUUGUUGACAGGGGCAGUCAACAUUGGUGAUUAUUUGCCUUUCUUCAGUCCAUUUGAUUUUCAGAAAGCCAGAAUGACUGCUACAGCUAUAGCCAUCCUCCUCCUCUUUCUUACCUUCCUCUGGUCUCUCAUACAGAGGCCGAGACACCAGAAACCGCCUCCUGGUCCUUGGGCGCUGCCAGUCAUUGGUAAUCUCCAUAUAUUAGGCAACCUCCCACACCGCAGCCUUCGAGACUUGGCCAAACAAUAUGGACCCAUAAUGUCCAUGCGUCUAGGCACCAAAACCACCAUAGUGGUCUCAUCCCCUGAAGCUGCAGAGUUAUUCUUGAAAUCCCAUGACACCAUUUUUGCCAGCCGCCCCAAAGUCCAAUCCUCCGAUUACUUGUUUUACGGCUCAAAGGACAUGGCUUUCAGUGAAUAUGGUCCGUACUGGCGGCAUAUUAGGAAGUUGUGCACGCUGCAGCUUAUUUGUCCAUCGAAGAUUGAGACUUUUGCUCCAUUGAGGAGGGAAGAGGUGGGUUUGUUGGUUGAGUCGCUGAAGAAAGUCGCAGCGGAGGGCCAAGUUGUGGAUCUUAGUGAGAAGGUUGGUGAGCUGAUUGAGGACAUAAUGUCUAGGAUGGUGUUGGGGAGCAAAAAUGAUGAUACGUGUGAUAUGAAGGGAAUUAUUGAGGAGCUCGUGUUGUUGAUAGGAGCAGUCAACAUUAGUGAUUGUUUGCCUUUCCUCAGUCCAUUCGAUUUUCAGGGUAACAUCCCUCUCACAUUGAGUGGGACCCACAUGCGAGGCCCUGCGUAUGGGUCUCACCCUAUGCAUCGUGGAUUGACCAAGCGCAUGAAGAGACUUGGCAAGACAAUCGACCAACUCUUGGAGAAGAUAAUUGGGGAACACCAAGAAGUUUCUAAAAGUGGGCAAGCACACCAAGGCCAUCGUCACAAGGACUUUGUGGACGUGAUGCUUUCGUUAAUGCACCAACCAUUGAAUCCCAACGAUGAGCAAGUCUACAUGAUUGACCGCACAAAUGUGAAGGCCAUCUUACUAGACAUGAUUUCAGGUGCCUUCGAUACGUCAGCUACCGCCAAAGUUUGA